AUGUGGGCUAGCGAUGAACUUCACCAUUCUGCAGCUACUAAGUUUGAAAAACUUGCUUGCUGUAUUGAAGGAUGCUUGGAGCAGUACUUCCAAACAGUGGAUGAAAAGGGAAAAACAGUUGAUUUCACCACCUGCAUGACAGUUUUACACUCAAAGUCCAAUGACCAGUCACUGGCAAACUUUGCAAGAUGGGAGCCAUGGCAUGGAAAAUUUGGAUUCUCUUACCCUUGGGAGAAAUACCUAGAGAUUGGAGAGGAUCUUAGAGAGCUUGCUGUAACCAUUUUUUCAAUGAAAGGAUGUCUUCAAUCACCUACACAGGCCACAUCAACACUAAAACAGUCGAUCAAAGAACCGUGUGAAUUGGUAGGGUUGUCACUUGCAUGGACUUUGAGAGAGCUUGGAGAGAGCAUCACAAUAAUGAAAAAGUGCAGGGCCAAGGUGUUGAUAUUCCCAAAAUUGCAGCCCAUGAAACUAGAGCUGAGUCGAGUCCCAUUUCCUUCCAAGGUAGGAGAAGCAUCAGAGAAUGGUGAAGGGGUUGCCAUUGCAAGCUUUCUGUUCCAGUUGAUGGAGAUGGUAGAAAAGAUUGAGGUAUUAGCACAAAAGGUGGAAGAACUAGGUGAACUUGCUGGUUUUGAAACUAAAUAA
This is a messenger RNA of Ilex paraguariensis (yerba mate), 645 nucleotides long. Lineage: Eukaryota; Viridiplantae; Streptophyta; Magnoliopsida; Aquifoliales; Aquifoliaceae. The record is from the annotation of a GenBank genome assembly.